CUCGCUUGCCAAUAAAGGCUUUGUGCCCUACGUUUUUCCAGUCUCUGACUCAUGCUUUUCCUGUUUUUGCACUUCCAGUGGGAACAGGUCUCCUACAGUUUAUUUUGUAAUGGUUAUUAGCUGAUAUAAGUUGAGGGGAAAUACGAUAAAAUGGUGCGUAAAACUGGUCAAACAGUGAGAGUUUCUUCCCAACACAGUGUGCACAUCAAAAGGGAGAAGCCAGAGCUUCCUGUCAUCUCAGAUGAAGACCUAGUUUUGUUUUCUGUGCGAGAAUUGAACGCUAAUCUAAAAGGCCUGCCAAAAGAGGAGGUCCUACGACUUAAACAACGCAGACGCACACUGAAGAACCGUGGAUAUGCUGCUAGCUGUCGGGAGAAGAGGGUUUCACAAAAAGAAGUCCUAGAAAACGAAAAACAAAAGUUACAGUCUGAUAUUCACAUGUUGUCGCAGGAAAACAGCUUGCAGAAAGUUCAACUUGUGGAGCUGAAAAGAAAAUAUGAUGCGCUUUUGAAUUUUGCAACAACAAUCGAUUCAGAUAAAGUGAAAAUUAUUACUUCACAGCCAAAGAUGAUGGCAAAAGAAAUAAAAGUUCAGGCUCCUCCGUCACCCCCGUUGUCUUCUCCUGCACAGGAUGAACCAUCAACGAGUGGAUCACAACUUUAGCUGAAUGAAAUGAUUGAGAAGCACAGUAAAUGUUUUCUUGGUAAUUUAGACUAGGUGAGCUGUUGCUAUGAAGUAGUAGAACUUUUUCCGCACAAUAUAAAUAGUCUAUAAUGUUCUAUGUGAGCGAAAACACUGGGUGAACAUUGAUUUCCCUAUCAACAUUGUUACUGGAUUAUAAAGAAGAAUAUGCAACUUCCAGACCAUGCAUGACUCAAAGAUGGAACACACACACACACACAUACUUGUAUUGCUAUAUGUUCUGAGGACUUCAUUGGAUUAACUUUUAAUAUAGUUGAAUUAACUUUUAAUAUUGUUGCAAUACAAACUCAAUUAAAAUGAGUUCCUAUAUUAGGGUUGCGUUUUAAUUGGAGUUUAAUUAAACUCAAUUACAAUGCAAUUCAACACAGAAUUGCGUUUUAAUUAAGUUGAAUUAAAUAAAGUUGAAUAUCCCGUGACUGAACAUAGAAAUGUUUGUGAAGCUGAGGUUUAGUAAAGGGGGAAUAUAAUAUAAUAUUAUAUUAAUAUUAAUAUUAAUAUAAACUGUACCAUAGCUCCCUCUUUUACUAAACCUAAGCUACGCAAAAUAUAUUAAUAAUUAAUAGUAAUGCAAGUACACACACACACACACACACACACACACACACACACACACACACACACAAAAUAUUCAUUCUCUAUUGGUCUUUCUUGCAAAAGUACUUUGACCUGGGCAGAAUAUUCUGGUCCACACUCAUUGAUCAUUGGUGAUCAUGGUAUUAAAAGCAGGUUGACUAUUUCAGGCAAGGCCAAUAACAGUUGAGAUCAGAACAAUUCUGACCUGUGCUGGAUGUGAUAAGUGUGUUUGAUACAAAAAUUGAAACUGACAAUCCGAGUCUUAACUGUGGUUUUUUUUUUACCACAGUUGGAAGUACUCUUUAUUAAAAAAAAACACACAAUUUUUUUCAAUAUUUAUUGAAAACUAUCUUUUAUAUAAAGAUAAAACUUAAACUGACUUUAUAAUCUAUUAUCAUCUCCCCAAUGCAGCAAAAAUUGUUAUUUUUUAAAAAUGAAUAUUUUUAUAUUGUGCAUAACUUUCAAUCCUCUCCAACCCUCAGCCAUAAAAUUGUGUAAUUUUAAUUAAUUUUAUUUUUGAUCUACAUGCCUGCCAUAGAGGACGCUGUCACUCAUCUGUGCCUACUAAUUUUUUAAUUGAGCUAGUUAUGAGUCUCUGAGACAAUAUAAAC
This is a messenger RNA of Saccoglossus kowalevskii, 1886 nucleotides long. Its product is annotated as transcription factor MafK-like. Gene Ontology annotation, cellular component: nucleus. Lineage: Eukaryota; Metazoa; Hemichordata; Enteropneusta; Harrimaniidae. The record is from RefSeq and is a predicted model, not a curated record. Gene Ontology annotation, biological process: regulation of transcription by RNA polymerase II. Gene Ontology annotation, molecular function: DNA-binding transcription factor activity, RNA polymerase II-specific; RNA polymerase II cis-regulatory region sequence-specific DNA binding.